CUAUAACAAUAACAAAAAUAAGAAAUAAAUUGUUGAAUUUAUAAGUUACAAUUCUAAUAAUAAAUCUUUAAAUUCUAUGGAAGUUGUCAAGUUUAGAGCCAGAACGGAAAAUAUUUUGUUCAAUCAGUAGUGUACAAGCUUUGAUUUUUUUUUCCUUUCCCUCUUAAAUCAUUCCUUCAAGUUGUAAACCAUUAGCUCAAUCUUGAUUUUUUUGGCAUCCAUUUUUUAGAUUUUUUUGAGGUCUCUGUUAAUGGCGGGAACUCUGUAGUUAACAAAAUUUUAACUUUCUAAUUUUUGUACUUGUAAAUCGAUGUUUUAUUCCAUUUUAAGCUGGAUCAAUUCUUUCGAAUCAUUCAUCAAAUCAGCAAUUCAAUUUGGAUCGUGAGGUGAAUUUUGAGUUUAGAGUAAUGGACACGGCAAAUUCAGUUCCACCAUGGGAUUUAGACCCGAAGAUUGAUCAACCCAUGGAAGAAGAAGCCGGAAGUCUCGAGAAUAUGUACCCAGAAAAGGAAUUUUCAUCACUAUUAGUAUUGAGACUAGCAUUUCAGAGUCUUGGAGUGGUUUAUGGAGACUUGGGCACAUCUCCUUUGUAUGUCUUCUAUAAUACAUUUCCUGAAGGAAUCAAGGAUCCAGAAGAUGUCGUUGGAGCAUUAUCGUUGAUUAUAUAUUCACUUACUCUUAUUCCACUCAUCAAGUAUGUAUUUAUUGUAUUAAGGGCGAACGACAAUGGCCAAGGUGGAACAUUUGCUCUUUGUUCACUACUAUAUCGACAUGCAAAAGUGAAUACUAUUCCAAACCAACACCCAACAGAUGAGCAGUUAACAACGUACAGUCGUCAUAUAAUCCAUGAGAAAUCUUUUGCAGCUACUACCAAGAGAUGGUUAGAAGCGACAUCAAUAAGGAAAAAUUUACUGUUGAUUCUUGUCCUUACUGGGACUUGCAUGGUUAUUGGAGACGGGAUCUUAACUCCAGCUAUAUCAGUUCUUUCGGCUGUUGGAGGGAUAGGGGUGGAUCACCCUAAGAUGAGCGGCGAUGUAGUGGUAGUUGUUUCGGCUGUCAUAUUAGUCGGUUUGUUCAGCAUGCAGCAUUAUGGAACAGAUAGAGUUGGAUGGCUGUUUGCUCCAAUUGUUCUUCUUUGGUUUCUUUUAAUUGGAGGCAUUGGCGCUUUCAAUAUAUGGAAAUAUGAUAGCUCAGUUCUAAGAGCUUUCUCGCCAAUUUAUAUUUAUAGAUAUUUUAAACGAGGAGGUUGGAGUACCCUUGGAGGAAUCAUGCUUAGCAUCACUGGGACAGAAGCUCUAUUUGCGGACCUAGCCCAUUUCCCUUUAUCGGCUGUUCGACUAGCUUUCACGAUGAUCGUGUUCCCUUGCCUUUUGUUGGCUUAUAUCGGACAGGCUGCUUACAUAGUCCAAAAUCAGGAUCAUGUAAUUGAUGCAUUCUACCGUUCUAUACCAGAAAGCAUAUACUGGCCGGUGUUUAUUGUCGCAACAGGAUCGGCUAUUAUUGCAAGUCAGGCCACCAUAUCUGCAGCUUUUUCAAUAAUCAAGCAGGCUCUAGCCCUUGGUUGUUUCCCAAGGGUGAAAGUUGUUCAUACAUCCAAGAUAAUCCUCGGGCAGAUAUACAUACCCGAUAUUAGUUGGAUUCUUAUGCUUUUGUGCGUUGCUGUUACCGUAGGAUUUAGAAACCAAAGCCAGAUCGGAAAUGCUUAUGGAACAGCAGUCGUGACAGUAAUGCUUGUAACGACAUUUCUUACCAUACUGGUAAUGUUACUGGUAUGGCAGACUCACUGGAUUCAGGUUGUGAUCUUUGCUGUCUUAUCAUUAAUAGUUGAAUGCAAUUUUUUCUCAGCAGUAAUUUUAAAGGUAGACAAAGGGGGUUGGGUUCCUCUUGCCAUAGCUGUAGUUUUUUUUGUCAUCAUGUACGUGUGGCAUUAUGGAAGAGCAAAGCGUUACGAAGUUGAGUCGCACAGUAAAAUAUCAAUGUCUUGGAUACUCGGUUUGGGACCGAGCUUAGGAUUAGUACGAGUCCCAGGUAUUGGACUAGUAUAUACUGAAUUAGCAAGUGGAGUUCCUCACAUCUUCUCUCACUUGAUCACAAAUCUCCCAGCUAUUCACUCAGUUGUAAUUCUUGUUUGUGUCAAGCAUCUCCCCGUCUACACUGUACCUGAAGAAGAACGAUUCCUUGUAAAGCGAAUUGGACCUAAAGAGUUCCACAUGUUCCGAUGCGUGGCCAGGUAUGGUUAUAUGGAUAUCCGCAAGAAAGACGAUGAUUUUGAGAAAAAGCUCUUUGAAAACCUUUUCUUGUUUGUUAGACUUGAAUCUAUGAUGGGAGUAUGUUCAGAUUCAGAGGAGUACAAUUUAUAUGGACAACAAAUAGUGAGGUCAGGAGAUUCACAGUUAAAUGAUAAUAGAAACAUGAUAAUAUCCCUGAAUGUGGACACUACUAUAGCUUCAUCAGGAGAUGACGGUGGCAUUAUACCUGCGAAAUCUUCAGACUUAGUAGGGCAGACAAGUCAUGAGACGGAGUUGGAUGAGCUGGAGUACUUAAAAAUCUGUAGGAAUGCUGGGGUAGCACACAUACUUGGGAAUACGAUAUUAAGAGCAGGAAGUGAUGCGAAAUUCAUUAAGAAGAUAUCCAUCGAUUACAUUUAUGCUUUCCUAAAGAGGAUAAGCAGAGAUAAUAGUGUAAGUGAAAAUUUCCAUGUACCUCAUGAGAGACUGCUGAGUGUCGGCCAGACAUUCCUUGUAUGAUAAAAGUAAAGCGAUUUGUUCUUGUUCUCCAAAUUUUCCAUGGUAACGAUUUCAUUUUGUUUUUCAUGGAUUACAAAUUGCAAGUGAGAAAAAUCUGUUAACGCUGUAGGAUCAGAAUCUCGCAGCAAUAAUGCCUCAGCGAAAUUAUCAGCAACACAACACAACAGCGUCGCAGAACAAUUUCAGAAAUGACAUAAUAAACGACGUCAGCUAAAUCAUGAGAAAAAUGUGACGGUCCUGCGAAAAUUAGAGAGUUCGCGAGAUUAACAUUAGUAAGGAUGCGAUAAUGUCGCAAGCCAU
Molecule: messenger RNA, 3047 nt
Organism: Papaver somniferum (opium poppy)
Lineage: Eukaryota; Viridiplantae; Streptophyta; Magnoliopsida; Ranunculales; Papaveraceae
Product: putative potassium transporter 12
Exons: 8
Coding region: 408-2747 (779 amino acids)
Biological process (GO): potassium ion transmembrane transport
Cellular component (GO): membrane
Molecular function (GO): potassium ion transmembrane transporter activity
Source: RefSeq, a predicted model, not a curated record